Messenger RNA from Neurospora crassa OR74A, 201 nucleotides. RefSeq lists its product as hypothetical. The coding region runs from base 1 to 201 and encodes 66 amino acids. The record is from RefSeq and is a predicted model, not a curated record. The transcript has 2 exons. NCBI's taxonomy places the organism in Eukaryota, Fungi, Ascomycota, Sordariomycetes, Sordariales, Sordariaceae.
AUGGCAAACCGCUACCAUACGGACGAUCUGCGGCUUGCGUGGUUCAGUCGGAUCAAAUUCCGCGCUCUAAGCAAUGCCGCAACGCGAAACGACAGCCUCCAUUCCUGUUUCCGCCUUCUCCAAGCCAGGAUCUACCGCUGCAGGCGACGGUCUGAUCAAACUAUGUACCGUUGGUGCAGUGAAGUGCCGUCCGGUAGCUAG